Messenger RNA from Eruca vesicaria subsp. sativa (arugula), 1491 nucleotides. The record is from the annotation of a GenBank genome assembly. Lineage: Eukaryota; Viridiplantae; Streptophyta; Magnoliopsida; Brassicales; Brassicaceae.
AUGAAUGCAGUGGAAUUUCCCAGUCAUCCACACCCGUUGAACCUUAAAGAGUUUUCGUCUGAAGAAGAAGAAAACAGUCGAAUAUGUGGUUUAUGCGGAGAAACUUUAGUGGGAUCUGGUUAUGAAUGUUGUCAGUGCGAUUUUGCUGCACAUCUUGGUUGUGCAGAGAAUCCACCAUCAGUUGUUAUCGAGGAGAGCAAGAUCCAUGAGCAUACACUCACUCUCUUGCCCACACAAGUCUCCUUCACUUGUAAUGCUUGUGGACUUACUGGCGAUAGAUCUCCAUAUGUAUGUCUCAAGUGUUCUUUCAUGACACACAAAGACUGCAUAGAGUUUCCACGCGUUAUAUCUAUCAACCGUCACGACCACCGCAUGUUUUAUACUUCGUUUCUUGGCCCCGGGAAAUGGACUUGUGGAGUUUGUCACCAGGGUAUGGAGGGGCGAUAUGGUGCUUACUCAUGUCACCAUUGUCCAAAUUUCGCAACUCACUCGACGUGUGCAACAAGAAGAGACGUGUGGGACGGCAGAGAGCUCGAGAUGAAUCCGGAAGGAAAAGACGAGGAGAAUGGUGAGCAAUUAUACUUCGCACUUGACGAGACGUUAAUUCUUCAUUUCAGUCAUAAACACCAUUAUCUAAGACACCAAGAUGAACAUACAGACGCUGCUAUUUGCUGUGGAUGUGCUCUUCCCAUAGCAACUGAGACCUUUUACAGGUGUCAAGAAUGCGAUUUCUUUCUUCACCAGCGAUGUGCUCUUCUUCCACAGCAUAAAACUACGUUUCUACAUGUACACCCACUUACUCUUUGUUCAGACGAUGAAAGGCUAGGUGGUCCUAAUGGCCUUUCUCGUUGUCAUGCUUGUGAGUUACAUUUUAAUGGGUUUAGCUAUCGUUGUUUGGAGUGUGACGUUGAAUUCGAUAUUAGAUGUUCUUCAGUUACUGAACCCUUUGAGGUCUAUUGUCAUGAUCAUCCGUUAUUUCUAGACGACGUUCCAACAGAUGAGAUCGAGAAUGCCAAAAUCUGCAUCGGCUGCGGUCUUGAAGGACUUAAAUAUGUGCUAAGUUGUUUGGAAUGCAAUCUACAUUUGUGCUUCGCAUGUGCAGUCUUGCCCAGUAUGGCCAAGUACAAGUACGAUGAGCAUUUGCUCAGCAUCCACACUGGUCUUGAAGACGCUACUGGUCAAUACUUGUGUGACGUAUGCGAAAAAAAGAUUGAAGAAAUGGGUAAUUACUACAAGUGUCUCAGUUGUGGUCCGGUUCUUCACACCAGUUGUGCCGUUGGAAGUUUCAGACACAUGAGACCAUGGCUGAGUUUCAUAUCAGAUGGAUGUGAAUAUAAAGUGGUUUGCAAUGACUGGACACCACAACUACGUUGUAGCAACUGCCACAAUGACUGCUACGAACCGUUGCUCGUGAUGUCUACAACUACUAAUACUGACGAUGCUAUUUACUUGUGUUCUUCUCGUUGUUUCACAGCUUACGUUCCUGUCUAA